CUCGUCUCCACCAACACAAGCACACAACACUAUGUGUUCCCCCGACCUCUUCUUAUUGCUAUCAAUUUUAGUAUUCAUUUCCAGUUCCACCCACUUUCGUACCCUCGCCUACCCGUAUCGCUAUGACCCCCACCGUUACCACCGGACCCCACGCGCUUCCCCGCCACAACGAUACCUGGGCCCGACCGGCGCUGAUUUCCUCCUUCCCCGGCGGCCUCCCUCCUGCUCUCUUACCCUCCUCCGCCAUGACUUCGCCAACACCUACGGCCGCCCGCCCGCCUCCGCUCCCUACGCCACGCCGCCGGGUUGCCCGCCCCCCUGGGACCGCGUCGUGCUGGACCUAUCUGUCGCCUGCGCCGGCGAGCAGUACGACCGCAUCGCCGCCGUCUGGCUCGAUGGCGCCGAGAUCCUCCGUACCAGCACCGCCGAGCCGUCCGAAGCUGGCGUCUUCUGGCGCGUCCGCAAGGACGUCACCCGCUACGACGCGCUUCUCCGCCGCCAGGAGGGCGGCGUGGUGUCGAUGAUGCUGGAGAACAUCGUCAACGAUGAGUUCACUGGAGUUUAUCACGUCAACGUAUCAUUAGAUUUCUACAUCGAGGAUGGUGAGGAGCCGCGAUUUCGUCCUCGAUCGAUGCUUCCCACAUCGGACGAAGAAUCAACUACGCAGGAACAGACAAUUUUUGGAGCAUCGAAGCCUCUUCUUCCGCCAAAAAUAGGGUUUUCUUCAUUCAAAUCGGGCUCAAUCGAGAACAACGCAAAGGUGGCGCCUUUUCCCCCAAAACCAUCCGAUUUGAUUAUUCCGAUAUCUAGCGCCGACAGCCAAAACGGAUUCUGGUUCAGAAUCAAGAACGAAGCCGAUGUGCAUUUCAAGAGCGUCCAGAUUCCAGGGAAUACUUACUGGGCAGUUCUUGAGAUCUAUGUUUCUUACCACUCCAACGACGAGUUCUGGUACUCCAAUCCACCCAAUUCCUACAUUGUGAAGAACAACCUCACCACUGGAAGGGGCAACGGCUCAUUUCGCGAAGUCUUUGCCACCAUUGAUGGCAGCUUCGUGAGCUCAAUUGUUCCAUUCCCGGUCAUCUUCACCGGAGGCAUCAACCCUUUGUUUUGGGAGCCAGUGGUUGCUCUCGGCGCCUUCGAUCUUCCCUCAUACAACAUAGAGUUGACUCCACUUCUCGGCCUUCUCCUGGAUGGCAAGUCCCAUGACAUUGGUGUUGGUGUCACUGAUGGCAUCUCCUUUUGGCUCAUUGAUGCAAAUCUGCACAUUUGGUUGGAUCCACUCUCUACUUAUGUCACUGCCCAGCUUGUUCAAUACCAAGCCCCCAGAACUUCAAUCUCUCGCAAAUCGAAAUUGAACUUACUGAACGGUAAAUUUAAAAUCAAAGCUCAGAGAGAAUCCCGCUUCUUGGGUUGGGUCAGUUCCUCAUUUGGAAAUCUCACCACUGAUGUGGAUCAGAAACUCAAGUUCAAGAGUUUGGUGAACUUCACAGAUGAUGGCGCCAAGAAGGGAGUUUAUAUGCAGGCAAAGUUGAAGACAACUGUAAGAAUAGGAGAGGGUCCAAACACCUUACUUACUCAAGUAACUUACAAGUCUAAAUAUCCUCUUAUGUUUGUCAGUUCAACUCUAUCUGGUGUAAAUAAUACCUACACAAUGAAGACUUAUCUAUCUCACAUCUUGUCGGAAAAAACCACAGUUCUGAUCGAUAAAGUUGAGACUUUCAGCUCCAUAAGAGAUCACCAAGAUGCAGAUGGAUGGAUGCUUGUUCAGGAUCACUCUGUUCUGGCUGGUUCAGCAGGCACUCAGCAAACUUACCACUAUGAAGACGAUCAUAGUUCUUACUUAAGGAAGGUUAUUGCUAGAGAUGGUUUGGUUUUAAGUGAUACUACCACUGCAUCCUCAUCGUCGUCAUCUUCGUAAGUGAUUCUUAGUUAUCACUACUAGUUAUUGUGAAUCUUCAUCUUGGCAACUAUUUGAAGUUAAGUGUGAUCGGUUACUGGCUUAGCUAUACUCACAUACCUUUGCUACGUGCUUGGUUGAAGAAAAACAUGUGAUUACUGGUGGAAUGAACAAUGUAAUUUUGGAUGUGAGCUAUAUCAAUCCUAUUAGUUUGUGUUCA
Messenger RNA from Zingiber officinale, 2117 nucleotides. Its product is annotated as peptide-N4-(N-acetyl-beta-glucosaminyl)asparagine amidase A-like. The record is from RefSeq and is a predicted model, not a curated record. Gene Ontology annotation, cellular component: vacuole. The transcript has a single exon. NCBI's taxonomy places the organism in Eukaryota, Viridiplantae, Streptophyta, Magnoliopsida, Zingiberales, Zingiberaceae. The coding region runs from base 32 to 1918 and encodes 628 amino acids.